AUGUAUGUUAAGAGCAAGUCGGAAUGUCUCGAACGCACGCGGGUCCAGAUACAAGCAUCGCUGUUGGAGCAUCUCAAGAUCCCCGAGAAUCGAUUUACCUGGUUGCGUGGGCCUCCCGGUACUGGGAAGACAGCAAUCUGUAUGAGCGUUGCGUCCACCCUCAACAGCGAGGCUGUCCUGGCGGCGUCGUUCUUCUGGGAUAAGAACCAAGCAGGAACGGGCCUCGAUUCCAUUGAACACUUUCCUUCCACCCUUGCGUACCAACUCGCAGUCUUCAACGAAGACUUCAAGAUGUCACUUGUCAAACACCUUCGGCAGCCAUCUUCAGGCUUUGUCAAGAGUCUCCCACUGGAUAAACAAAUGAGCGUUUUGAUCAUCAAACCAAUGCGCGAUGUGAUAGAAAUGCUGCCUUCUGGCAGGAUUCGUUUCGUCAUCGUACUAGACGGUUUAGAUGAGUGU
Cantharellus anzutake is the source of this 459-nucleotide messenger RNA. RefSeq lists its product as uncharacterized. NCBI's taxonomy places the organism in Eukaryota, Fungi, Basidiomycota, Agaricomycetes, Cantharellales, Hydnaceae. The annotation marks the transcript as partial. The record is from RefSeq and is a predicted model, not a curated record. The transcript has a single exon.